Messenger RNA from Caenorhabditis bovis, 1476 nucleotides. The record is from the annotation of a GenBank genome assembly. Lineage: Eukaryota; Metazoa; Nematoda; Chromadorea; Rhabditida; Rhabditidae.
AUGAGUGUUAAACUGGAAAACGAACGAACUAUGACUGAUUUAGAAAUGAUGGAAAGAAAACCUAAAAGAAAAAACAGUGUCAUUUAUCCGGUGCAUAAAACGAAAUGGAAUUUGAUUAUUCUGGCGGGUAUCGUUAGUGCGUUGAACGCCGUCGAGAAUUCGGUUAUUGGAUUAGGAGAAUGGCCCUAUUUGAAAGUGUUAGAUUCCAAUGCUGACGCUCAAUUCUUUGGAUUUGCCACGUCUGCAUCCAAAUGUGGUCAUGCAAUUUUCGCACUAGUUUUCGCAAUUUGGAGUUAUCGAAUUGGAUCAAUCAAAAUCCCCCUUCUUGCUGGCAGAUUCAUCGCAUUAGCAGCAUGCAUGAUUUACAUUUGCAUUGAAUACGUGCCACGUGGCAGACGCUACAUCUCAAUGACUGUUUAUAUAUUGCUGGGAAUCGCAAACAGCUCCUCGACGGUGCUCCGUGCCUAUAUCACCUAUCUGUCAACGAACGAAGAUCGCCCGCGCGCGUUUGCUUGUAUUGGUCUUUCGGUUAUUUGCUCGCUUGUCAUGGGUCCCAUGAUUCAACUCUGCUUUAGCAGCAUCAGCUAUCCAGGUUAUGAAGUAUUCCACGGAGUUCACCUUCAUAUCUACUCGGCUCCGAUUUGGUGUUCAUUCGUUCUCACGGUUGUCACCAUCGUUCUCAUUCAAACUUUUAUGCAAGAAGUUGAAAAAGACAGCAAAACGGACAAAUUUGAAGAAGAUAAUUUGAUGACACUAGAGGGAUUGAAAAUGAGCAUUAAGAAGUUGCGUGAGACAAAUGUUGACUGGAAAUUGAUUACAGUGUGUCUUGUAGUCAAACUCGCCAACAGUUUCUCUCAUGCAACAAUGCACACGAUUAUGUCACUUUUCUUUAUGGUCCAAUACGGAUGGACUGGUGAAGAAACAGUCAAAGCUUCAUCAAUUGUUAUGAUCGGAUUUGGCGGAGUUUCUAGCAUAGUCCUUAUUCUCUAUAUUUUCUGCAAAUUAGGGCUAAUUUUCCCACAGCGCUACACAUUCCUCUUUGCCAUUAUUCUGUCAGGAUUUGUCUUCAUUGUGACCUACCCUCACAAACCAAUCAGUACCCCUGUUGUACUGUACAAUGAGACUACCAAAGCUGGGUGUAAUCCAGCCGAAUAUUCGUGGUGUGAGACCGCCUAUGCGGUCAAUCCGUAUUUAUUCUUGGCUGUUACUGUCUUGGUGACCUCGCCGUGUCUUCCAUUAUUACAUAUUUCUCUUGACACGCUUUAUUCAAAAAUUUUAGGAAAUAUUGAUCAGAAUGUUGCUCAUGGUGCAAUGACAGUAAUCGACGAUAUUGUAUUCAUGGUCACACCAAUUUUCACUACCACCAUGUUUGUAUAUUAUGGCGUUGGAACCUUAUGGAUUGCCAAGGCAACGGUGUUCUUCGGAAUUGCGAUUUUGUGGUCAUGCUUCCUGCCAAGAAUCAAGAAAUACGAGUAG